Molecule: messenger RNA, 1536 nt
Organism: Meyerozyma guilliermondii ATCC 6260
Lineage: Eukaryota; Fungi; Ascomycota; Pichiomycetes; Serinales; Debaryomycetaceae
Product: sugar porter family MFS transporter
Exons: 1
Coding region: 1-1536 (511 amino acids)
Biological process (GO): transmembrane transport; carbohydrate transport
Cellular component (GO): membrane
Molecular function (GO): carbohydrate:proton symporter activity
Source: RefSeq, a predicted model, not a curated record
AUGUCAACUCAAUUUUGGAAACCAGGAAAACAGGUGAGCUACGCAGUAACAUUUACUUGUGAGCUCGCAUUCAUUCUCUUCGGAGUCGAACAAGGUAUUGUGGGAAACUUGAUUGAUGGUGAAAACUUCUUGAAUCAGUUUGGACACCCUACGGGCAGCUACUUGGGAAUUAUAGUUUCAAUCUAUACGCUCGGAUGCUUUUUUGGUUGCAUUCUCACAUACUUUGUUGGUGACUAUUUAGGGCGCCGGAAGACUAUUGCAGCAGCUAUGGUAUUAGUGAUUGUUGGAGUUGCUCUUCAAACUAGUGCUUUCACGGUAGCACACUUGAUGAUAGGAAGGUUUAUUUGUGGUCUUGGUACCGGAAUGGAAACUAGCUCGGUUCCCAUGUAUCAAGCUGAGCUUUCUCGUCCGGAACUUCGUGGUCGACUUGUGUGCUCCGAAGCAUUGUUUGUUGGAGUUGGUUUAGUUUAUGCUUAUUGGUUCACUUAUGGGAUGUCGUUCACCUCAGGAGCCAUUGUAUGGCGGCUUCCAAUUGCUACACAAAUAAUUUUUGCAGCGGUGGUUCUUGGUCUUACUUGCACCAUUCCAGAAUCGCCUCGGUACUUGUACUUCAAGGGUCGGAAAGACGAGGCCAAAAAGGUUCUCUGCUAUGUAUUUGGGAAGCCAGAAACCGAUCCGGAGAUUACUAGUUUGUACCAAGAAAUCGAGGAAGCCAUGAUACUUGAGAGUACUGAAGGUGCGUAUUCUUGGAAAAAACUUCUCGUUAAAGACACAGCCAAAACCCGCCAUAGAGUGCUUUUGGCAUACAUGUCAAUGUUUGCUCAACAGGUUGGAGGAGUUAACUUGAUAAACUACUACAUAACCACGGUUUUGAUCAAUAACGUUGGCAUAGAACGUAACUUGGCUAUGAUUCUUGCAGGAUGUACAGUCAUUUGCUUUACAGUUGGAUCCUUGGUGCCCUCAUUCUUCAGUGAUUCGCUUGGAAGAAGAUUACCAUUAGUGUAUGGAUAUAUUGGAUGCGGAGUAUCCAUGCUUUUCAUAACUAUUCUUUUGAGUUUCCAAGACAAUAGUCGGUUGAAAGAGUCCACGGGAUCGGCUGCGGUUGCCUUCUUCUUCCUUUUCCAGCUUAUAUUUGGUGCUUCCGGUAACUGUAUUCCUUGGGUAAUUGUGCCAGAGAUACUUCCUUUGCAUGCAAGAGCCAAGGGAACUGCUAUUGGUAUUUCUGCCAACUGGUUGUGGAAUUUUUUUGUGGUGGAAAUAACCCCAACUAUCAUCACCAACAUCAAGUGGAGAUCGUAUCUCAUAUUCACGGUAACGAACUUUGCAUUUGCAUUGAUGUUCUACUUUUUCUACCCCGAAACCAAAGGGCUCACCUUGGAGUCAAUCGACAAACUCUUUUCCGAAAACAGCACGAUGCUUAUGGGAUUCGUUGACACCAAACAAUACCGCAAUACUCCGCUAGAAGAAUGGGACUCCGGGACUUCCAAUGCGAAAAGCAUUAGUUUGCAACAUGUUGAAUCAGUAGGAUCUAGUUAG